AUGGAACUAAGGAAUGACACACGAAUUUCAGUAUUCCUUCUUCUAGGAUUAUCAAAAGAACCAGAACUGCAGGCCCUCAUACUUGGGCUUUUCUUCUCCAUGUACCUGAUCACUGUAUUUGGAAAUCUGCUCCUCAUCCUGGCUGUUAUCUCAGACUCCCAUCUCCACACACCCAUGUACUUCUUCCUCUCCAACCUGUCCUUUACAGACAUCUGUUUCACCUCCACCACCAUCCCAAAGAUGCUGAUGAAUAUAAAGACAAAGAUCAAUGUUAUAACCUAUGAAGGCUGUAUCUCCCAGAUAUACUUUUUCCUACUUUUUGCUUCACUGGAAAAUUUUCUUCUUGCUGUGAUGGCCUAUGACCGCUUUGUGGCUAUCUGCUACCCCCUACACUACACAGUCAUCAUGAAACCCUGGCUCUGUGGAAUUCUGGUUCUGGUGUCCUGGAUGAUAAGUGCCCUGAAUUCCUUGUUACAAAGCCUAAUGGUGUUGUGGCUAUCCUUCUGUACAAAAGUGGAAAUCCCCCACUUUUUCUGUGAAAUCAAUCAGGUGGUACAACUUGCUUGUUCUGACACAUUUCUUAAUGACAUAACGAUGUAUUUUGCAGCUGGGAUGUUGGGUGGUGCUUCCCUUAGUGGGAUUCUUUACUCAUAUUCUAAAAUAGUUUCCACCAUACGAGAAAUCACAUCAGUGCAGGGGAAGUAUAAGGCAUUUUCCACCUGUGCAUCUCACCUCUCAGUUGUUUCAUUAUUUUAUUGUACAGUCUUAGGAGUGUACUUUAGCUCUGCUGGUACCCACAGUUCAAACUCAAGUGCCAUUGCCUCAGUGAUGUACACUGUGGUCACACCCAUGCUGAACCCCUUCAUCUACAGUCUAAGGAACAAAGACAUAAAGACGGCUCUGAAAAGAAUCAUUGGGAUCACUGUCACAUGA
Molecule: messenger RNA, 933 nt
Organism: Sus scrofa (pig)
Lineage: Eukaryota; Metazoa; Chordata; Mammalia; Artiodactyla; Suidae
Product: olfactory receptor 7A17-like
Biological process (GO): G protein-coupled receptor signaling pathway
Cellular component (GO): membrane
Molecular function (GO): G protein-coupled receptor activity; olfactory receptor activity
Source: RefSeq, a predicted model, not a curated record